Molecule: messenger RNA, 753 nt
Organism: Magnolia sinica
Lineage: Eukaryota; Viridiplantae; Streptophyta; Magnoliopsida; Magnoliales; Magnoliaceae
Product: pathogenesis-related genes transcriptional activator PTI5-like
Exons: 1
Coding region: 59-559 (166 amino acids)
Biological process (GO): ethylene-activated signaling pathway; regulation of DNA-templated transcription
Molecular function (GO): DNA-binding transcription factor activity; DNA binding
Source: RefSeq, a predicted model, not a curated record
CUCAAGAAGAAAGCAGACACGCAAAAACAGAGAAUCAAUCAAAAGGAAGAGAAAAGGAAUGGUUCCUUCACUUCAAUCCUACAACAAAUCCCCCAAACUCGAAUUCGAGCUACCCCUAAAUGAAAACGACUCUCAAGACAUGGUCCUUUACCAAGUCUUAAACGAGUCCAUGUCCAUGAACCAAACCAACCGAGCCGCACCACCCAAAGGUAGGAUCCGGUCCCAGCCAGGCGUCGAACCAAGACAAGGUGUCGGCAAGAAACACUACCGAGGAGUCAGACACCGUCCAUGGGGGAAGUUCGCGGCCGAGAUCCGUGACUCAUCACGGAACGGAGCACGUGUGUGGCUUGGCACGUUCAACACCGCCGAGGAGGCGGCCAUGGCCUAUGACCGGGCCGCGUUCCGGAUGCGUGGUGUAAAGGCACUGCUCAAUUUUCCGCAGGUCGUUGUAGACGGUUCAAUUCCUCCAUCGAUUUCUAGUGCAUCAUCAUCUUUGGAAGUUUCAUCGGGGGUAGAUCAAAUGGGACCUGGUGAUCCGACGGUUGAUGUUGGAUCUUGAAUUGUAGAGAAGUUGCUUUGUAGAUGUGUAGUGUGCCAUGGAGAAAUGAGACAUGAAGGGGUACAUAUGUAGGUAGAGUUUGAUUGAGGGUUUGGUGUUGUAUAUACAAGAGAUGUAGUUGAAAAUGUUGUGUUUUAUGAACUGUAGUUAUGUUACGAAAAAAUAUGAAAGUGUAUGUACCUUUGUGUUAAUAA